GCGACAGGUACGGACGUGUUUCUCGUGGGCUCCUGCAAACAUACAGCGACCGAUACGGCCACUGAUUCACCUCUAAGAUAAGUCGAGCUAAAUAUAAUAAUACUGAACUAACACUGUAAAUUAAUACGGAGUACAAAGUAAUAAGUACAGGGUAAUUUAGUUGUUUUCUUAAGCUACAUAUAAUAUACAACUAAUUAUAGACAAACUAUAACUAUAGCCGGUGCGGGCGGUAAAUCUCCCGCCAAUUUCUGAACACUCUUUGUUUACACUUGUGGUAUUACUAAGCGUCACUGGUGAAACAGUGUUUUACGCAGAGUGACUGUGACUGAAGCUAUUUAAUAAGCAAGGUCAAGGGAAAUUAAAAUCACAAAAAGUAAACCUAGAACUUAGGUAAAUUAUAUUUAAUGAAGUAUAAUAAAAGUGAAACGCGCACAUGUCUCAUUUCACAUUAACAUAACUAACUCGGGCCUACUAAGUGUCUCUGUUUUGCUGUGUUGCCCAGGGUGGCCUGCUGGGAAUGAAGAAAGAUUAGAAAGCCAGUCAGACAGUAAAGCAAAAUUAACAACUAGGGACAGGCGGGAAGUAACUAGAAAUAGGUAGAAAUAAAGCAGGAACUGCACCUCAAUGUCAUGUGAUGUCCAUUGCACUAAUAAGAAUAUAUUAAAUCUCAAAUAAAUAAAUAUAGCAGUAGUACUAGAAACGAAACCAAUUAUUGCAAUACUAAUACUAUUAGUAUUAGUUAUUACUAAUUUUGAUACUAAAAACUAGUGAUUAUCUCCGUGCUAAGAAGAUGGCCCCCACUGCACCAAAAAAUCGUGCAAGCUCAACCAGAAAUAAGAGUAAGGAUGUAACCGAAGGCAGUGCCUCAUACCCCCAACAGAGAAAUCAGAACCAUGCAGCUUCCCACCUGUGCGGCGACGUGGAGGAAGGAAACUGCCCAGGCAAUAGAGUGCGACACCUGUGCUCAAUGGUUCCACUGCAAGUGCGAAGGGGUCUCCGACGCAACAUACGAGGUCAUCAGAGACGGGAAUUCAGGGGUAGCAUGGUACUGCAGAGGGUGUAGGCGAGGAGUAAAAAAACUAUCGGACAUGUUCAAAAUCAUGAUAACAAGACAGAUAAAGACGGAAGAAAAUGUAGAAAUGCUGAUGGCCACACAGGUUGAUAUGAAAAGUACAAUGAAAGAACUAGAAACAAAGGUGGACCUCCUACAAAACAACUCGGCAUCUGCAACUGAAAUCAUCAGAGAACUUAACGAACGCGAAAGACGCCAAACUUCACUGAUGCUAUUUAAUGUCCCGGAGAGUGAUGAAAUGGUACCAGCAGACAGGGUCAGCCACGACACCAUGGAGCUUAACAAAUUCAUUACAGAUAAACUACAGGUAGAGGUCCCAAACGUUAAACAAAUAAUUAGAGUCGGGGCAAAAAACGAGGAUGGGGCCUUUCGGCCCAUGAAAGCGACCUUCGAGGACAAGGGGGAUCCCUCUACACUAAUGCAGGCAUUAAAGAAACUAGACUUUCCAACAAAAAAGAAGUUGACGAUUCACUUGGCCCUAGACCUCACCCCAAUGCAACGCGAAGAGGGAAAAAUUCUAAGAGCUAUGAGAACUCAACGACAGGCAGAAUUGGAAAAAACCGGCAUCAA
This is a messenger RNA of Priapulus caudatus, 1642 nucleotides long. RefSeq lists its product as uncharacterized. NCBI's taxonomy places the organism in Eukaryota, Metazoa, Priapulida, Priapulimorpha, Priapulimorphida, Priapulidae. The record is from RefSeq and is a predicted model, not a curated record.